CACACACUUGUAUGUCUCUACUGUCCCAUUUUCUUUCUGAUUUUGGUUAUGUAUAUAUGUGACAUUUUUGGGACCAGUUUGGUUCUUACAUUCGAUGAUGGCUAAAGAUGAAGACUUUAAGCUCCUCAGAAUCAAGAAAUAUGUUCUGAGAGUGAACAUACAUUGUGAUGGGUGCACUCAUAAAGUGAAGAAACUUCUUCAGAGAAUCGAAGGAGUGUUCCGAGUAAACAUAGAUUUGGAGCAGAAAAAGGUUGCUGUUUUAGCAAGUGUCGAUUCUGAAACAUUGAUCGAGAGAUUGAUGAAGAAUGGUAAGCACGCAGAGCUCUGGUCUGAAGAACCCAACCUCAAACAGAAUCGAAAAGCCACUGGAAAGAACAAAAAGGGUUCGAUCAAGUCCAUCAAUGGCGAGCAAAAAUCAAGUUUAAUUCCCGAGGAAGAAAUCCAAGAAUUGAAUGGCGAGUGUGGUGACGAAGGGGAGGAUAUGCAGUUCAUUAGGGAUAUGAUUAAUCAAAUGGCUGUGAUGGAUCAAAGUGGAGACGAAGUGGCGUCCGCCAUUAACGGGGGCAAUAGCAGCAAGAACAGGAAGGACAAGAAGAAGAAGAUGAUGAGCAAUGGCGGACAGAAAAAAGGGAAUUUGAAGAAAGAUGUUGAUGAUCUAAUGGUGAAUUGUGAUGGAGAAAGAUCAUCAGACCUGAGUAGCAUGAUGAAUCUUGCUGGUUUUAAUGGGAAUGGAUUGAGCAUACCUGAUAUGAACAAUGUUCUUCUUCUUCAUCACCAUCACCAUCAUCAGCAGCAGCAGGGCUUCGAUUCUGCGGCCCGACCCGUUAAUCCUCCCGGGUACGGGUACGGGUAUGGGUCUGCUCCUUAUCGUCAAGUAGCUGGUGGUGGUAACUGAUCAUUUGUGUAACUAUUUUAGGUCUAGAAAAUUUUUGAUAUGCCAUUGAUUAUCGUUUAGCGACGAUUGGACUAUCAAUGUGGCAUUGAUUAUCAUUUAGCCAAGAUUGGGCUAUCAAUAUGACAUUAAUUAUCGCUUAGCUAGGAUUGGACUAUUGAUAUGACAUUAAUUAUUGUUUAGCCGAAAUUGGGCUAUUAAUGUGGUAUUGAUUAUCGUUUAGCCGGGAUUGAACUAUCGAUACGGCAUUGAUUAUCGUUUAGCUGAUUUUGGACUAUCAU
Andrographis paniculata is the source of this 1173-nucleotide messenger RNA. Its product is annotated as heavy metal-associated isoprenylated plant protein 37-like. NCBI's taxonomy places the organism in Eukaryota, Viridiplantae, Streptophyta, Magnoliopsida, Lamiales, Acanthaceae. The record is from RefSeq and is a predicted model, not a curated record. The coding region runs from base 95 to 895 and encodes 266 amino acids. Gene Ontology annotation, molecular function: metal ion binding. The transcript is spliced from 3 exons.